Apodemus sylvaticus (European woodmouse) is the source of this 939-nucleotide messenger RNA. Its product is annotated as olfactory receptor 1500-like. The transcript has a single exon. Gene Ontology annotation, molecular function: G protein-coupled receptor activity; olfactory receptor activity. Gene Ontology annotation, biological process: G protein-coupled receptor signaling pathway. The record is from RefSeq and is a predicted model, not a curated record. Bases 1 to 939 code for a protein of 312 amino acids. NCBI's taxonomy places the organism in Eukaryota, Metazoa, Chordata, Mammalia, Rodentia, Muridae. Gene Ontology annotation, cellular component: membrane.
AUGAUUGGAAACAAUCAAACUUUGGUCUUGGAGUUUCUCCUCCUGGGUCUGCCCAUCAUGUCAGAGUAUGAGCUCCUGUUUUAUACCCUGUUCCUGGCCAUGUACCUCACCACCAUACUGGGAAACCUGCUAAUCAUUCUCCUUGUUCAACUGGACUCCCAUCUCCACACACCCAUGUACUUGUUUCUCAGCAAUUUGUCCUUUUCUGAUCUCUGCUUUUCCUCUGUCACAAUACCCAAAUUGCUUCAUAACAUGCAGAGCCAAGUACCAUCCAUAUCCUAUGCAGACUGCCUGACACAGAUGUACUUCUUUCUGGUUUUUGGAGACACGGAGUGCUUCCUUCUUGUGCUCAUGGCCUAUGACCGCUAUGUGGCCAUCUGCUUUCCUUUACAGUAUCCCAGCAUCAUGAGCACCAAGCUCUGUGUUUCACGAGUGGUACUACUGUGGAUGCUGACUAUAUUCCAUGCCAUGCUGCAUACACUGCUCACUGUGAGACUGUCUUUUUGUGAGAAGAAAGUGAUUCUACACUUUUUCUGUGACCUACCAGCAAUUCUGAAGUUGUCUUGCUCAGACACAUAUGUUAAUGAAUUGAUGAUAUUUAUCAUGGGCGGGAUCUUCAGUAUUAUUCCAUUCCUACUCAUUGUUCUGUCCUAUGUAAGGAUUUUCUUCUCCAUUCUCAAGAUCCCAUCUAUCCAGGGCAUCCACAAGGUCUUCUCCACCUGUGGUUCCCAUCUGUCUGUGGUUUCUUUGUUCUAUGGAACAAUUAUUGGUCUAUAUUUAUGUCCAUCAGCUAAUAAUUCUACUGUGAAGGAAACUGCCAUGUCUCUGAUGUAUACAUUGGUGACUCCUAUGCUGAACCCCUUUAUCUACAGCCUAAGGAACAAAGACAUAAAGAGGGCCUUAGUAAGAGUUAUCUGCAGUAAGAAAAUCUCUCUGUAA